AUGGACGCGUCCUCGGACGCGUCGACAUCGAGCGCGACGACGGCGGCGAACGGGAAGGCGGCGAAAGGGGUGAAGAAGACGACGAAGACGAAGGAGAAGAGACACCUGAGCAGACAGGCGGCGCGAGAGCGAAUGCGGAAGAUGCGGCGCGCGGGGGACGACGGGAAGGAACCGGCAACGGCGGCGACGAGGGAGGCGGCGCGCAGGCGGAACGCGGCGUAUUACGCCGCGACGGCGGGCGCCGCUGCGGUCGAGGAGCCGUCCGAGGCGGCGUUGGACGACGAGGACGACGGCGCACUCGUUCCUAUUGUUGUAACAAAGCUAUGA
Messenger RNA from Ostreococcus tauri, 327 nucleotides. Its product is annotated as unnamed product. Lineage: Eukaryota; Viridiplantae; Chlorophyta; Mamiellophyceae; Mamiellales; Bathycoccaceae. Bases 1 to 327 code for a protein of 108 amino acids. The transcript has a single exon. The record is from RefSeq and is a predicted model, not a curated record.